Messenger RNA from Colletotrichum graminicola M1.001, 420 nucleotides. RefSeq lists its product as uncharacterized. The record is from RefSeq and is a predicted model, not a curated record. The coding region runs from base 1 to 420 and encodes 139 amino acids. NCBI's taxonomy places the organism in Eukaryota, Fungi, Ascomycota, Sordariomycetes, Glomerellales, Glomerellaceae. Gene Ontology annotation, molecular function: zinc ion binding; DNA-binding transcription factor activity, RNA polymerase II-specific. The transcript has 2 exons. Gene Ontology annotation, biological process: regulation of DNA-templated transcription.
AUGGCCUUCGGCAUCAUCUCCGUGCAAUGUAGCGGAACCCGGCCCGCUUGCCGUCGUUGUUCGACCCAUGGGUUCGACUGCGAAUGGGACACGGAGCCCGAAACGACGCGCCGCCAGGCUCUUCUCAACCGGGCAGAAGACCUCGAGAAGGAGAAUGAGGACCUCCACGAGUUGGUCCGCUAUCUAUGUUCACGACCCGAGUCAGAGGCACUCGAGAUCUUCCACCGGCUGCGAGCAACAGGCGAUGCGUUCCAUGUUUUGGACCUAGUCCGGAUGGGCGAUGUGCUCCUGAACAACCUGCAAAACGAAAAGCGAGACUCGGACCAAAUGGGAGGCACGAGACAAUCCAGUAUGGCCUCCUCGAAACCAGGCUCGAGCCGGGACAACGCGAAGGACGAGCCCGACGAACUCGAGGAUUGA